AGGAAGUCGCGCGGACUUGUGUCUGGGGUUUCGGUAUCCCCGCCUUCCUGGGGGGUCCGGGGGUGACAUUGCACCGCGCCCCUCACGGGGUCGCGUCGCCACCCCACCCGGACACCCUAGCUGGCGUGCUCCUCCCCUUCCCCUCUCUUGGCCGGGUCUCCACCCCGCCCCCAGCUGCCCAGCCAUGGGGGCCGCAGUGUUUUUUGGAUGCACUUUCGUCGCUUUCGGCCCGGCCUUUGCGCUUUUCUUGAUCACUGUGGCUGGAGACCCGCUUCGCGUCAUCAUCUUGGUCGCCGGGGCAUUUUUCUGGCUGGUCUCCCUGCUCCUGGCCUCUGUGGUCUGGUUCAUCUUGGUCCAUGUGACCGACCGGUCAGAUGCCCGGCUCCAGUAUGGCCUUCUGAUAUUUGGUGCUGCAGUCUCCGUCCUUCUACAGGAGGUGUUCCGCUUUGCCUACUACAAGCUGCUUAAGAAGGCAGAUGAAGGGUUAGCAUCGCUGAGUGAGGACGGAAGAUCACCCAUCUCCAUCCGCCAGAUGGCCUAUGUUUCUGGUCUUUCCUUCGGUAUCAUCAGUGGUGUCUUCUCUGUUAUCAAUAUUUUGGCUGAUGCACUUGGGCCAGGUGUGGUUGGGAUCCACGGAGACUCACCCUAUUACUUCUUGACUUCAGCCUUUCUGACAGCAGCCAUUAUCCUGCUCCAUACCUUUUGGGGAGUUGUGUUCUUUGAUGCCUGUGAGAGGAGACGGUACUGGGCUUUGGGCCUGGUGGUUGGGAGUCACCUACUGACAUCAGGACUGACAUUCCUGAACCCCUGGUAUGAGGCCAGCCUGCUGCCCAUCUAUGCAGUCACUAUUUCCAUGGGGCUCUGGGCCUUCAUCACAGCUGGAGGGUCCUUCCGAAGUAUCCAGCGCAGUCUCUCGUCUUCGAUGCGAGGGCAGGGAAUCUGAACUCAUGUCAGAAACUCUGGGUUAAGCAUCUUCCAGAAGUGGAUCUCCCUUCCUCCAGGAUUGGAGUAAAAGGAGUUACUCACCCAUGCUUCCGUUUGCCCACCUCUGCCAUCUGAGGCAUUAAGGAACACUCCCAUUCUCAAGAGCUCCAGGAGUAAAACCAGACGUGGGGUCAGCAGGUUUAAUUUCCAAAUAUAUUGAGAAAAAAAAAAAAAAAAAACAAACCACCAAAAUAAACAGCAGCAACCCUUUUUCCUAAGGGGAGAUCUUACAGCUAUAUCUAGGGACAGGGUUAUAAAGAUGAGGGGACGGGGGACUGUGGGCCACAUCCUCCUACAGCUACACACAGCUGAGCCUCUGCAUUGUCACCGUAGGACUGUCCUGAUCUCCAUGUUCUGAGAGGCUGAAGGUUCUGUUUUUCUUCCUUGAAUGAAAGCCUGUCCCUACCUCUGUGUAGGGACUGUCUGGAGGAAAGAGGGGUGUUGGCCUACUCCUACAGUAUUUCCUGGCCAGUCCCGGCGCCUCACUUGACAAGCAUCCUGACAGCCAAGCAAGUAGAAGGCCUCUAAAGUGUCCAGGAAGGAGUCUAUGCCUCGGUGGCUCGUGCUGAGGUGAAGACCACACUUUUCCGGUUUCUUAGUCUCUUCCUCCUGGAAGGGAGAAUGGUUCGUGGAAAUGCCUAGUGUCCGAUGUGAAACAGAUUAGAGGUGGACUAGGAGCAUGCUUUUUGGGACAAAAGGACUGGAAGAUUGGAGAGUAGGACCUCACCGGAUCUUUCUAGCGAUGAAAUAAACAGCCAGCAGAAGGCAGAGACAGCCAACCAGGAUUCCUACUCCCAAACUCAGCAUUUCACCUGGGAGAGAGAUGGAGGGUGUCUGCCUAGGACUGACAUAGUGAGCCUUUCCCUAACUUGCUGAGGAGCACCAUACCCUGUACCCCACACCUUGAUACCUGGGAAAGACUGUCUUACCUGUGGUAUACGAGGGUCCCACUGCAAGGGAAGAAAACCUGGGUCAGCGAGACCAGAUCCCCACCCAGCUAGAAGCUGCCCUGUGCCAGCCCUGAGGGCUAGGCACCUUGGGGCAUGGUGGGUCCCAGUCCAAGCAAGGCCUGGGAAUCCCUUCCCCCUGUAGCCUUCUUUUCCUUCUUAGGGGCAUCCUAGUUCCUGCCAUUGAAUCCCCCAGUUUCCUGUCCCUUUUUCCAAGCCCUGUACAGUCACCUUGGAUGAAAGAAGCAAAGACCAUCCGCUGAUUGAGAGGCUGGGGGGCUCGGUAGUUCUGUACCAGUGGCUCAGAGGGCUCCUCCUCCGUGGAGAACAGUGUUUCCCGAAGGUUUUCCAGCUGAGGAGCAGAAGCGUGGGACUCAGGGACGAGUGGCCCUUGCUUUGGGGAGUGGGGAAGGGUUUGAGGUUACAACUCCUCUGCCUCACCUCUCCACUGCUCACCUGUUCCAUAGAAAUCUGGGCCCUUCGAUGGAAGACAGUCCAGAGCACACUCUGGUAGCAGGGCGGAGUGGUGAGCGAGCCAUUGUAACGGAAGUACUGUGCCAGCAGCGGCGGGAGCAGCCCUCUCACGUUGAAGGGAGGCACGGAGGUCUUCUGAUCUGGUCAAGGACAGAUUCAGGCUCAUCUCCCUCACUGCACCCUCGCUUACCUAGACGGGGCUCCUAGAAGCAACACCUUGGUCCCUAACUCACUGCCUCAUCCCAGGCCUCUCAGGCCUUGAGAAAUUUCCCUGAAGUCUAACGUGACUUUGUCUUCAGAUAGAUUUUUAGGGCUCACCUUUAUGCUUGAUUUCAUGCAAAUGACUCAGAAUGUGUUCAUAAGCUGGAUUCUUAGUCUCACCCACCUGGAUUGGGAAGAAAUGGGGGAGAGUGUUCAGGAUGAGUCCAUGUUAGAAGUCAGACAUUUGUGUGUAGGAUACAUGGUCUAAAUGGGUUGCUGACUUGUCUUGGGAGGAUGACCAGCAACAGACAUGGACAGAAUAG
This is a messenger RNA of Bubalus bubalis (water buffalo), 2929 nucleotides long. RefSeq names its product aph-1 homolog A, gamma-secretase subunit (gene APH1A). Gene Ontology annotation, biological process: Notch signaling pathway; protein processing; positive regulation of catalytic activity. The record is from RefSeq and is a predicted model, not a curated record. The transcript is spliced from 7 exons. Gene Ontology annotation, molecular function: protein-macromolecule adaptor activity. The coding region runs from base 185 to 943 and encodes 252 amino acids. NCBI's taxonomy places the organism in Eukaryota, Metazoa, Chordata, Mammalia, Artiodactyla, Bovidae. Gene Ontology annotation, cellular component: gamma-secretase complex; endoplasmic reticulum; membrane.